Thrips palmi is the source of this 1403-nucleotide messenger RNA. It is a transcript of the gene sosie, whose product is annotated as low-density lipoprotein receptor-related protein 1B. The transcript has 4 exons. The coding region runs from base 71 to 577 and encodes 168 amino acids. NCBI's taxonomy places the organism in Eukaryota, Metazoa, Arthropoda, Insecta, Thysanoptera, Thripidae. The record is from RefSeq and is a predicted model, not a curated record.
UCGCCGCCCGUCCGAGCCGAGGUCCUUGAGGCCCCCUAGCGGCCCCCUAGCGGCCCCCAGCAGCAGCAGGAUGCGCGCCCACUGCCUGGUGGCGCUGGUGGCGGUGCUGGCGGUGCUCGGCACCACGAGCGUCGACGCGCUCACCGCCUUCGGCAAGUCCAACAGCCAGGACAACAAGGACAAGACGCCUACAGCCAAGGUGCCAAAGGGGCGGUUGUGCAACUCGGGGGCGGACUGCGAGGGGACGGCCUCCACGACGUGCAUGCUGGACAAGGCGGACGGCAAGAAGCACUGCCUGUGUCGGGACGGCACGGCGCCCGUCAACAGCAAGUGCACCUCCCAGCCGGUCCUCCCCGGAAAGCCGUGCAGCAGCUCGCAGGACUGCAUCCUCAACGCCGAGUGCAUCACGCCGAACGACACCAGCAGAAAGCAGUGCACGUGCAAGGAGGGCUACGAGUACCAGCCCAGCAUAGACGACUCGCUGUGCAGUGGUUGCGCCGCGGCCCUGCCCUGGCUCGUCACGCUCCUCCUCACGCUGUUCGUCCUCGUCUCCACGGACCGGCGGAGCUGUUCAUAGUGGCUCGGCGACCACCGUCACGCCAGACGCCACCGCGGCCAGCAGACUCACUCUGUCUCUCUCGCACCCUCGCGGGACGCCCCAUGAGGGCGAGAGAGACAGAGCGACGAAAGCGGAACCCGGAAUCAGUUUGCGGCGCGCCCUCCCAACGUCGAGCAACACUGACCCAGCGACCAAAAAUGGGUGGCUACCCCCGCCAGAGUCAUCUUUCUCCAUGUCUGUCUUUUUCCUCUGUCAUUUUCACCUUGACCAUUAAUGUGCCCACUUUUAUAAAAUUAUUUCAUCGUGACUUCACUCUUACCCUGUUUUGUCCGUGCCCAUAAAACAUAUAACAGUAAUUUCCAUUUCUUAGACGCUUAGGUGGGAGAAGUCACAACCACUACUGUUCAUUUGCUUUACCGCACCUCAGAAUGUGCACCAGAAGAGUCAUUUGUUAGUCUUAUAGUAGCCAACUGAACCAUCUUUGCUUUAACAACCAGAAUUUAGAUUUGGUGAGUCUUUCUUUUGGGCUUUCUACAUUUGCUGAAUUUCCACUUUUCCAAAUUUCAUUUGUAAAUAUUUGGCACGCAUAGAUAUUUAGUGUUCUGGAAUAAUCAGGCUAAUUUAAUGUGAUGAUCCUUUUUUUUUGCGAUAGUGAUACUUUAACUGCACACACACCUACAGUGAUCACUUUAAAAUUCAAUCAAAAUUAGACGUGUUUUAGGUUUUUUUUCUUCAUGGCUUUUGUUUUGUAAAUGUAAUAUAUCACUAGAUUAUCUUUUUUUAUGUAAAUGAAAGCGAUGGUUUUAUAAUAAAAUGAUGUAUCACUUCUUUAUUAAAAAAGAUA